AUGAAAGUAACAAACACCAAAAGUAUUCCAAGUCCACAAAAAACUCCGCUUACAAAUGCGGACGGACGAUUUAGAAAAUCAGUACACCUACUUAAUGGCAGGAUCGAUACAAACAAAUUAAAAGAACAAUUAACACAACACUUGGGAACAAAUGCAGAAGCAUACUGGAGUGCUUUCAAAAAAUUCAUAACAUGUAAAAUCAGACGAAAAGAAUUUGAAGGAAUUGUCAGAAGAUUACUUGAUCAGGAAUAUGAAAUUGAACCAAAAAGACAAAGGAUAAAGGCUUUGAUUAUGUCGUUGCCGAGAGAAGAAAGGGAAAGAUUAAAGAAUAUAGGAAAGGAUGAACAAAAUGAACAAAAUAGAAAUGGCACUUCUUCUUCCUUACCGGAACGUUUACCAAAAUAUAAUGAAGUUGAUGAUAGGCCGAUAAUACCGGCACCACAAACUGAAGCUGCCAUAGUUCCAAUGUGUCGAGAAAUAAAAGGAUUACCUGAUCAGAGAGACUUGUAUGAUAAGUUGAUUAAUAUAGCAAAAGCAAACGAACUAAAAGGAAUAUCGGAGGAAUGCGUAUCAUUUAUGAAUUAUGCCCUUGAGUCACAUUUAAAAAACCUCAUUGGCGAUUGUAUACAGAAAAUAAGACCAAGUGGAAGUUCAUUGGGUAGAAAUGGAGGUGGUGGGUUUUUGGGAAAGAUUGCACGUGAUGAUAAUAACAAUAAUACCAAUACUGGAAAUAAUAUCUUUGGGGGUCGUGUUAAUGGAAUAUGA
Molecule: messenger RNA, 765 nt
Organism: Entrophospora candida
Lineage: Eukaryota; Fungi; Glomeromycota; Glomeromycetes; Entrophosporales; Entrophosporaceae
Source: the annotation of a GenBank genome assembly